Polypterus senegalus (gray bichir) is the source of this 1724-nucleotide messenger RNA. RefSeq names its product V-set immunoregulatory receptor (gene vsir). Gene Ontology annotation, cellular component: plasma membrane. Gene Ontology annotation, biological process: regulation of immune response; positive regulation of regulatory T cell differentiation; negative regulation of CD4-positive, alpha-beta T cell proliferation. The record is from RefSeq and is a predicted model, not a curated record. Bases 181 to 1059 code for a protein of 292 amino acids. NCBI's taxonomy places the organism in Eukaryota, Metazoa, Chordata, Cladistia, Polypteriformes, Polypteridae. The transcript has 7 exons.
UUGGUCAGGAGCUACACUUUUUGCUCACUGACAAGGCACUCAUAAACAGAGGCGGACCAUUCAGGCGCUCGCUUGUUUUCAUUUGGUUUUUUAACUCGAAAGAAGGAAGUUGCGCGUCUUCACGUUUGAAAUAUUUGAUCGACUUUGGCAGAUCUCCUCGGAUCAUCUCUUAUAACAACCAUGGAUUUACAAGGCAAAAAGGGGACUGCGGUGCUGCUGUGCGUCCUCAGCUACCUGGCGGCUUGGAGAGGUGUAGCUUGGACGAUGAAAGUGAUUGCUCCUCACAUAUCAUUUAGUUGCUCAGAAGGCAAUAAUGUCACAUUGCCUUGCAUCAUUGUGGGUCCACUAGCUGGGCCCCAUGACAAGGUGGGAAGGAACUUUUUCUUCAGUGUCAAUAAGGACCCCAAAUGUCCAGAGAAGGUUCAUCCUCGUCACGCCAACGAAAUUUUUCACAAGCCUCAGCAUGGGGUCUAUUCUGGAGUAAACCACAAGGGCAAGUUUUGGAUUACACUGACCAACCUCACCCUCAUGGACCAGGGGACCUACUGCUGUUUUGUGUAUGAUGUUGCCCAAAAGCUCAAUGCCACUCAACUUCAGCAGGCCAAGCAUGCCUACAUUGAUCUUAACAUCACCAAAUCAGGGAAUGGCACCGGCAACGAAAACUGCAUCAUUCAUGACGCAUCACAUAUUGAAAUGGAUCCCAAGGAAGCCUCCAUUGCAGCUGGCCUGGCAACUGCAGGGUGCAUUAUGGGUGUCCUGUCGCUGCCCUUGAUCCUCUUGUUGGUGUACAAGCAGAGGCAGAGUGUGGUUUCUACUCGGCGGGCUCAUGAACUGGUACGAAUGGACAGUGAAGCUCAAGGUCAUGAGAAUCCUGUUUUUGAAGAAGUGAUGGGAGAAGCAAAGACCCGUACAGUGGCCCAGAUAAUGAGGCAGCAGUCAGAGUCGGGGCGCCACCUACUGUCCGAACCAAAUACCCCACUUUCACCUCCUGUGCAUGGAGAUUGCUUUUUUCCAUCUCAAGAACCCAUCCCGGAGUCUCCAGAUUUAGUUAAAAUCUAAAGGAUGAUGAUGAUGACCAAAACAGGCAUGAAAAAAACCCGGAUUUCCAAGAAUGGACAACCCCAAAAACAAAUUGUCUACUUCUACCUGUUUUUAUUUUUUUUUUUUAAGUUCUGCUUUUUUUACUUUCAUUUUUUUCUAUUUUAACAAUGUUUAUUAACAACAAACAAAAAAGAAAAAGAUUUACCCAGAAGCUCUCGGCUUCUAGCGGAACAUUUGGAAGGAAUGACGCAGGAUUUGGUGUCUUAGUUUAGGGAAGUGUUUUGGCCAACAGUGGAAAUGAAAGCAAAGCAUCUUAUUAUGGGAUGCUAAUUUUUCGGAGGUGGGGGGGGUGGAAUAGGAGGGGUAAUGGGAGGGGUAAUGGAGCGGGUGAGGGGCUUAAACAACACGCACAUUGCUAUGCAAUAGUAAGCUGAAAACAAUGUAUAUAUGUAUGUAUAUUAUCAGAUGUUUUUUGUGUAUUACUGCAGUUGAUUGAAGGCAUUGCUGUAUCCUCUUUCUGCUCUCAAUUGAAGGUAUUCAUUCUCAUCGGCAGGUUCAAUGUUUAUAUUAUUUAAUAUUUUUCUUUUCUUAUUUGUAUGCAUCUGCCAGCUUUGGCCUUUGUAGAACAGAUACACUGUACAGAGUAAACCACAUGUGGCCUCUUCACGUGGGGUGCAAAAAAG